CAGCUGUAGAGAGUUGAAGACGAACACCUUGUGUGAUCCUGUUGAAGCACAGAUCAUUUUGAGAACGAGCAAGCGAGAGAGAGGCGGAGUAUCCAUGGCGUCCAGGUACUGGGUGGUCUCUCUUCCAGUGAAGGACUCUGCUUCUUCGUUGUGGAACGGUUUGCAGGGGCAGAUCUCCAAGCAUUCCUUCGAUACUCCUGUUUAUCGGUUUAAUAUUCCUAAUCUUCGUGUCGGAACCUUGGAUUCUCUACUCGCUCUCAGCGAUGAUCUUCUGAAGUCGAACAGCUUCGUCGAAGGGGUUUCUCACAAGAUCAGGAGGCAGAUCGAAGAAUUGGAGAGAGCAUCUGGUGUCGAGAGCAAUGCCCUUACAGUUGAUGGAGUUCCUGUUGACUCUUAUCUCACCAGGUUUGUCUGGGACGAAGCUAAGUACCCAACUAUGUCACCGUUGAAGGAGAUUGUUGAUAGUAUUCAGACUCAGGUUGCGAAAAUUGAGGAUGAUCUCAAGGUUCGUGGUGCUGAAUAUAACAAUAUCCGAGGUCAACUCAAUGCCAUUAACCGAAAGCAAAGUGGAAGCCUAGCUGUUCGUGACCUCUCAAGCUUGGUGAAGCCAGAAGAUAUUAUCGCAUCAGAGCAUCUAGUGACUCUCCUUGCAGUUGUUCCGAAGUAUUCUCAAAAGGACUGGUUGUCGAGCUAUGAGACAUUGACUAACUAUGUGGUGCCUAGGUCCUCAAAGAAGUUGUUUGAGGAUAACGAAUAUGCCCUCUAUACCGUCACCCUCUUCAAUCGUGUUGCGGACAAUUUCAGGACAAGUGCCCGUGAAAAAGGUUUCCAGAUCCGUGAUUUUGAGUACAGCCCUGAAGCGCAAGAGAGUCGGAAACAAGAGCUAGAAAAGUUGGUUCAGGAUCAGGAAAGCCUGAGAAGCUCUCUUUUGCAAUGGUGCUACACUAGUUAUGGAGAGGUUUUCAGCUCAUGGAUGCAUUUCUGUGCUGUGCGUAUAUUUGCUGAGAGCAUUAUGAGAUACGGGCUGCCACCAUCUUUCUUGUCAUGCGUCUUAGCUCCGACGGGGAAGGGGGAGAAGAAGGUGCGCUCAAUUCUUGAGGGCUUGUGUGAUGCUGCAAACAGCACAUACUGGAAAAUGGAGGAGGAAGGAGGAGGAGGAGGAAUGGCUGGGUUAGGAGGCGAUGCAGAGGGUCAUCCCUAUGUAUCCUUCACCAUCAAUCUUGCCUAAACUACUAUUACCUUGGCUCCAUGGGCCUUUGGUCUGCCUUUUGUUGUGUUUCGUGUAUUGUUUUUUUUUUUUUGGGGCAUUUUCCCCAAAUAUAAUUAUUCUUCAUUCCGAAUCCAAUAAGAGAGGGAAAAAAAAAAAGGAAAUGUGGUCUUGAGAGAGAGGAGGGGCAGAUGCUGCUGCUGGAAUCGAAUCGUGCAGUGUUGGGGGCGACGGCCAUUUGCUAUUUUGAAGUGGUUGAUCUUUGCCCUUAGCCGUUUCUGUGUGUGUAUGUUUUUGUUCUAUUAUCGGACAUUCAAUCCGAAUUUGGGAUCUGUAUUCAGGUGGGAGAUGAAUGUGAAUGUGUAUCCUGUGGUUA
Messenger RNA from Tarenaya hassleriana, 1583 nucleotides. Its product is annotated as V-type proton ATPase subunit C. Gene Ontology annotation, molecular function: proton-transporting ATPase activity, rotational mechanism. Gene Ontology annotation, biological process: proton transmembrane transport. The transcript is spliced from 11 exons. Bases 95 to 1228 code for a protein of 377 amino acids. NCBI's taxonomy places the organism in Eukaryota, Viridiplantae, Streptophyta, Magnoliopsida, Brassicales, Cleomaceae. The record is from RefSeq and is a predicted model, not a curated record. Gene Ontology annotation, cellular component: vacuolar proton-transporting V-type ATPase, V1 domain.